Messenger RNA from Oryzias latipes (Japanese medaka), 1864 nucleotides. RefSeq names its product NPHS2 stomatin family member, podocin (gene nphs2). The record is from RefSeq and is a predicted model, not a curated record. Gene Ontology annotation, cellular component: plasma membrane. Lineage: Eukaryota; Metazoa; Chordata; Actinopteri; Beloniformes; Adrianichthyidae.
CUGCAGUCAGUGUGGGAAACGCCUCACAUGUCCAGGAAAAUCCCCAUCCAAGAGUGAUGCCCAGAAAGGAAAGGGAAAGGGGAGCCCCUGUGCCUCCGAGAAAUCAAAGGGAGCCUAAAGGACGAAAGCAGAGAAAAGCCCCAUCCGAGGGCACAGAGAGGCUGCCGGAGGAUAAACCAGAGGCUGACCAGAUGAAAGCUGAGAAGGAGAAAGAGGUUAAGCUGAAAUCCACGGUGGUGGACAUUGAUAGUGUCCGAGAUGAGAGAGUUAGGGAGGAGACCCUGGCACUUCUGGAAGCAGCAGAGCAGGAAGAUGGUUUGAAGCGCAAAAACCUUGGAGUGUUUGAGUGGCUGCUGAUGGUCUUUGUCUUGGCAAUGGUUCUCCUCUUCUUCCCUUUUUCCAUCUGGUUCUGUGUCAAAGUCGUGAGGGAGCAUGAGAGAGCUGUGAUCUUCAGGCUCGGUCACCUUCUACAGGGGAAACCUAAAGGCCCAGGGCUGCUGUUUUACCUCCCAUUUCUUGAUGUGUGUCACAAAGUUGACAUCCGACUGAGAAUGUUGAAGGUUCCUCUUCAUACGGUGGUGACAAAGGAUUUGGCCAGGCCAGAGCUAAGUGUGGUCUGUUACUACCAAAUAGAGAAUGUGGCUCUUUGCAGCACGGCUCUGUCAAGUUUGACCUCUAUGCUGCAGAGUAUAGUUCAGGCAGCAGUCAGAGACGUUCUGGCCCAACACUCUUUCAGCCACAUCCUGCUGCACAGGCGGAGGAUCGGGGAGAAAAUAAAAGCAGGCGUAGACUCUGUUGCCUGUCGUUGGGGCAUCAGGAUGGAAAGAGCGGACAUAGAGGAACUUUUUCUUCCUGUGGAGUUACAGCAAACUCUGGCUGCAGAGGCAGAAGCAAAAAGACAACAGCAAGUCAGAACCAAAGCAGCAGAGGGAGACGCAGCUGCCUGGGAUGGUUUCAGAGCCUCCCUUCGUCUCCUCCACCCGGCGUUUGUACUUCCGCUCUCUCCUGAUCUUUUCAAUCUCAACUCUGACCUUUCGUCUCUCCCACCACCUCCUCCUCCUCCAACUGUGUCAGAAGAGGGAGACACAACAGCAGAGGAGCCAGCAACAGACUCACCAAUGAUGUGAUCAACUCGUUUGUCUUGACAAGAGAACCUUUGGGAACAAUCUCAAAUAUUGCAGAUCUAAAGAGUUUAAAACAUCAAAAUAGUUCAACAAAUUAUACAUUUCAUAUUUUUAAAACCAGAUCCAGACAUUUUAACUCUUGCAGCAUAUUUUCCCUCACGUGUUUGACAUUGAUUCUAUUGUUCAGACAGAAUGGCAAUUGAACCUCUUUCUUAGUAUUUUAUUUGAACUGGACAUUUUCUUUUCCUUAAAAAAGAAGCAGAAAAGUGCAAAAGACAUUUAAUGUAGCUCCUACACAUUCAAUAUUAUGUUUUAUUUUAUGUGACAGACAGGCCACAUGCACAAUCAUUUUAGUCUGUUGGACCACUUUUUCUAUUAUCUAUAUAUAGAUAUAUCUAUAAGGUUCCAUAUUUUUCAUAUUUAUACUAAAAAAAAUAACAGAAGAUUUGCAAAAACUUUAUUUACAUUGGAUGUAAACAGAAUCCAGAACUGACACAAGCAAGUCAAUUUAUAUGUAAUACUGUGUAUAUCACACGCAAUUUGAUGAAAGACAGUGUUAGACAUGAUUUCCAUUCUGGUUAAAUGCAAUAAAGUAAAAAAGAAAAACAUUUUAGUCAAGAAAAGGCAGAUCACUGUUUCUUUUGUUCUUUUUUGGAGCUAUCCUGCUUGGCUGCUGAAGGUGAUGGAGGAGGUGCCAUCUUACUUUUCUCUGAAACACACAUAAAGGCAGCUUGUCAGUG